GACGUGAGUUUUUUAAAACACAUGGCGGUAGUUAUCGUGGUCUACAUAGAACCUAACGUGUAGACUAGUGCAAGAAAUAAUUUAAUAAAAAGAUAAUAUUACUUUAUAUUAAAAAUGAAAAAGUAAAUCAGCGUUUGCUCAAAAACUAUAAUUUUUAUUUAUGUGAAAUUUCUCUCAUUUAUCGAGUCUUGACUAGUUCCGACCACGUGCUGAAUCCUGAAUUGUAACUUAACCUCGAAAUGGGCCGUAAAGGAAAGGGUCGAUGUGUAAAGCGAAAUAAACAGAUAAAUGUAGGAGAGAAGGAAGAAGUGGUAAAAGCGCCCCAUUCCUUUGUAUUUCAUCGUGGAUUGCCAGGAGAACACAUUGUCGAGCUCACUAAAGAUUUUCGCAAAGUUAUGGAGCCUUUUACAGCUUCGUCGUUGAAGGCCCGAAAGAAAAAUGCUAUUAAAGACUUUGUCUCUGUUGCGAGCGUACUGCAUGUCAGUCACAUGUGCAUAUUUACCAAAACAGAACAGGGAAUGUACCUUAAACUUUGCAAGUUGCCCAGAGGACCCACACUUUCUUUCAAGAUACACAGUUUCUGUUUAGCACGAGACGUUAUAUCUAUGGUGAAGAAACAGAUGGUAUACGAGGAGGCCUUCAAAACUUCUCCACUGCUAGUUUUAAAUAAUUUCAGUGGGGAGGGCAUGCAACUGAAACUCAUAGCUUCCACAUUCCAGAACAUGUUUCCAACUAUAAAUUUGACCACUGUUAAUCUAAGCACGAUCCGUCGUUGCAUAUGCUUAAAUUAUAAUGCGACGACAAAAACUAUUGACUUCAGACAUUAUGCGAUCAAAGUUGUACCUGUAGGUUUGUCAAGAGGUGUUAAAAAAAUAGUGCAAGCAAAAAUACCGAAUUUAUCUAAAUGUCAAGAUAUUUCGGAGUUUCUGACGAAACCAACCAUGUCUGAAAGUGAAGCGGAAGAUGAUGAAAGCAGUCACGUCACAUUAUCACAAAAAUUGUCUUCAAGAGGAAAUCAAGCUGAUUCUAAGAGUGCGAUUAAAUUAUACGAACUGGGACCGAGAAUAACGCUGGAGUUAAUCAAAGUAGAAAGUGGACUCCUCGAUGGUGAAGUACUUUUCCAUGCAUUAGUACAUAAAACGGAAGAAGAGAAACGCGCGAUAAAGAAGAGAAGAGAAGAGAAGAAGAGAUUAAAGGAAAAAAGAACAAAGCUACAGGAAGAAAAUAGAAAAAAGAAGGAAGCGCAGAAGGAAAAACACAAAGAGAAAUCAUUGAAGGGAAUUCAGAAAAAAAGAGAGAACGAUAUGCUUCUACAAAAAAUUGCGAAGGAAUCUGCAGAGAAGAAUGAACCGGAGGAAGACGACGAUGCGCAGUAUUAUCGUGAAGAAGUAGGAGAAGAGCCAGAUAAAGAUUUGUUCCAAACAAAAAUUGGUACCAAGAGGCCGCACAAGCAGAUAAUGAGGUACAAAUCAAAGAAAGCGAAACUCGACAAAUCUCAGAGUAAUAAUAAAUAAUUUGUAAAAAAAAACAGCAAAAUAUCAUGAAAAUAAAAUAUUACGUACACAGAACUUGUCAACACAUUUUUGAAAGAAUAAAGAAUUUUCGAAA
Messenger RNA from Solenopsis invicta (red fire ant), 1608 nucleotides. RefSeq names its product protein Peter pan (gene ppan). Gene Ontology annotation, biological process: ribosomal large subunit assembly; rRNA processing. Gene Ontology annotation, cellular component: preribosome, large subunit precursor. The transcript has 6 exons. The record is from RefSeq and is a predicted model, not a curated record. NCBI's taxonomy places the organism in Eukaryota, Metazoa, Arthropoda, Insecta, Hymenoptera, Formicidae. The coding region runs from base 240 to 1514 and encodes 424 amino acids. Gene Ontology annotation, molecular function: rRNA binding.